CAUGAAUCUUCUAGGAGCUUUACCCAAGCAGUUGGGUCACUUGGACUAGCAAAGAAUGGUCCAAGACUUGCAAUGGCUUGGAUUGGGAAGGAUGUGAAUGAAUGGCAUAGACGUAUUGCUUAUCAGGUUGCAGUUUAUGCUUUAAUGAAAUCAGCCAUUGAUUUGGAGAUGUUGCUUUCACAUGAACUACUGAAUGACUUUUCCCCUGUUAAAGAGAUUUUGACCCCAUUAAUAAAUCAGAUGGGAGAGCACAUUGAAAUCCGACUGAAAAUGAAGCAUCCAUAUUUGGUGCAGUGGUUUCAAGACACCGAAAUGCCGCGAAUAGCAGGAUAUUUUAUUCCACUUCUAAAAAAGUGGUCUGCGGAAUAUGCAGGAAGAUUCAACAAAUAUUCAGCAGAAGGAAUUUAGCCUGACAGAAAAGUAUUCAGCGGUAUUGCAGGAAUUGUUUUGGCCAUAACCUCCUGUUGUGCAGUGGUGAAAUUGGGCUCUUGUCGUAUCUGCUGCCCCUUGCUUGUAUUGUCUCUUGAAGAUGUUUUGGUCAAGCUCGUGGAUUUUUCACUCAAUCUUGCAUCUGUGGACAAGUUACACCAGUUAGCAACUGAGGCAGGAUUUGAACUGAAUUUCUUGUUCCAUUUUGGUGGGAAGGUUUUUCCUAGUGAAAAAACCGAGGACCUAGAAUUUUGGAUUGGUUUGGCCCAUAGGAAACUAUUGAAAGCUUUUUGUGAAGAAAGCAUCAUUUCAAACAAGCAAAAUUUUCAGCAAAAGGUCAACUUGCAGACUCAUACAGAAAUUCAUGGAUUCAUAGAAUAGAACUUAAAUUUGAGCUUUAGAAACUUGUCUCAUUCAUAUUCAAUAGCAGAAACUAUUAGGCAACAUAUUUUGGAUCAAAUAUCAGUCCUUUUCUCUAGAUGCACAGUUGACUUGAAGGGCAUGCUUCAUCAUUGUGUAUUUCUUUUUCAGCUUUAUAAAGCAGAGAGAAGAUAUUCCUUGUCAUGCUUUACAUGAUCACAUGCCUGUUAAAUAUCCAAUCUUGUCAAUCUCGUUUUUUAAUAGGUGCAGUGGUUAUUUAGCACUCUGCAUUCAGAUAGUUGUUUAUGGUGUAACUUUUACAGAUUCAAACAGAUAGUUUGGCCACAUUAGGGCUUUUUGCAUAUCUUGGAAGAAAGACUAGAAUAUUUUUGUCGGCAAUGGGAAUUAGGGAUCUUGAUGAAAUGGUUAAGGAAUUCCUCAGUUACUUGGAAUAUGGCAUUCUUUUCAUUUAUCCUGAAUUUUCCUCCAUCUCAGUGUAUCAGUGUUUCACGGAGGUAGUAACUGAUGAGAUAGGAUGGCUUGAUUUUUAUGCUUCGCAUGUUCAAAUAAACUGCAAGGAGAAAAGGCCCAAACAUAAUACUCGCCAAGCAGAGAAAGAGAUAAUUUAUUCUGUAGUUUUUACUGUGUGCUAUGAUGUUUUCUCUGGGUUUGCACACUUCAAUCGUUCAACUCAACAAUCCUUGGACACGGCUUCAUUGUCAUACUUGCUUCGCUGUCAGAGGUUGCUAAGUAUUUGUUUGCAAGAUCACUGGGCUGCUUAUGACAAAUCAGGUGAAUCACCAAGUAUUGUGGAUCAUGCUGCAUUUGACAACCACACAUCAUAUAUGGGAGGUAUAAAUCAAUCCAAGUUAUCUUUGGUAUUUGAAGUGCGUCAGAUGUCACGCGAUUUAACUUCAGAAGGAUGUUCAGAGAGUAAUUUUCGAACCAGAUCUAUAUUAGAAAAGGCUCCAAUUGCAGCAAUCAAGAACAAUAAAACAUAUGGGAAAGGUUCCAGCAUUGACAUGUCAAAUACUCUGCAUGAAAGUUUUAUCAAGAGAUACAGUAUCAAGUUGGCAUCCACAAGUGCAGACCUCUGGAUGGGUACUGUGUUGCUCUUCAUGGACAUCAUGGUUGCUUUAGAGGUACUUGUAAGGCAAGCGCAUGGCUACAAGGCUUCAAGAAGUCAAAGAAAAAGGCUAAACAGAACCAAGACUGACAUAAUUGUGCUAAUUCCAGUGACAAUCUUGAUGCUACUUCCGGUAACAGCAGUAGGCCAUGCAGCUAUACUAGCAGCUAUCAAGAAGUAUAUGCCAUUCUUGAUCCCUUCCUCAUAUUCUUCAGAGCGCUUGGAUGUUGUAAAGCAAAUAAAGCAAACCAGAGAGAUGGGUGAUCAGUCAUGGGGAGGCCUUGAAGAUCAAUCAGCAACGGUUUCUUGAGUAUGAUAGCUUGUUACAUUUGGGUCAGUGCUUGAUCGUUCAAAUCAAAC
Abrus precatorius (Indian licorice) is the source of this 2275-nucleotide messenger RNA. RefSeq lists its product as uncharacterized. Gene Ontology annotation, cellular component: mitochondrial inner membrane. Gene Ontology annotation, biological process: intracellular monoatomic cation homeostasis. The coding region runs from base 1188 to 2225 and encodes 345 amino acids. The transcript is spliced from 12 exons. Lineage: Eukaryota; Viridiplantae; Streptophyta; Magnoliopsida; Fabales; Fabaceae. The record is from RefSeq and is a predicted model, not a curated record.